This is a messenger RNA of Camellia sinensis, 3185 nucleotides long. Lineage: Eukaryota; Viridiplantae; Streptophyta; Magnoliopsida; Ericales; Theaceae. The record is from RefSeq and is a predicted model, not a curated record.
UCAAUAAUUCAACAAUAUUUUAUCUUUUUCACCACUCUUACGAAAAGACAAACAGGCUCAAACAUGAAUCAUGACACUCCCCCUCCUUCAUAACAGACCUUUCCAGAUCAGACCACAAACUCUCUCUCUCUCUGGGUGCAAGAUGCCGGAAAACGCUUUAAAAGAUGGGGACAAGGAACCUUCCUCUAAUUCUUCUAUGCAGAAGGUUGACCCUGGGAAACCUGCUCCUCUGACUUGGCAACGAAAAUUGAAUUACGACAGUAUCAUUCCUUCAGAGUUCACCUUAAAAUUUGGAGAAAAGUUGUACAUGGCUGCGUUCAUUUACCGGUUGUGGCAGCAUCUUAAAGAAGAAACUGCUAAAGGAGGGGCUAUAUUAAUUGAUCAGCAGCCGGUCACAUGUUAUCAUGGUAUUCCUCUAGGCGGUAUUGGUGCAGGAAGCAUUGGAAGAAGUUACAGAGGUGAGUUUCAACGCUAUCAACUAUUCCCUGGAGUAUGUGAACAUGCCCCAGUUCUAGCAAACCAAUUUUCAGUUUUCGCUUCGCGCCCAAACGGGGUCAAAUACUCCACUGUACUGUGCCCCAGGAGUUCAGAGGUGUCCAAAACAAGUACAGGUUCCGGCAUUGAAUCAUGGGAUUGGAACCUAGAUGGGGAGAGAUGUACAUAUCAUGCUUUGUAUCCAAGAUCUUGGACUGUAUAUGAUGUUCAAUCUGACCCCGAACUCAGCAUUGUUUGCCGUCAGAUAUCACCAUUUAUUCCCCACAAUUAUAAGGAGAGCAGCUUCCCUGUGGCAGUAUUUACUUUCGAGCUUUCUAAUUCAGGACAAUCUGCUGUAGAUGUCACCUUGCUUUUCACAUGGGCUAAUUCAGUAGGUGGGGUCUCUGAAUUUUCUGGCCAUCACUCCAAUUCAAAGAUGAUGAUGAAAGAUGGUGUGCACGGAGUACUUCUGCAUCACAAAACUGCAAACGGACGGCCUCCAGUGACUUUUGCAAUUGCUGCUGAGGAGACGCCUGAGGUUCAUGUCUCGACAUGUCCUUGCUUCUUGACAUCUGGAAAUUCUCAGGGAAUCACAGCAAAAGACAUGUGGCAUGAAAUUAAGAAGCAUGGGUCAUUUGACCACCUCAACUACGAAGAAGCUUCAAAGCCUUCAGAGCCAGGGUCAUCUAUUGGAGCUGCCAUAGCUGCUUCUCUUACUAUUCCUUCUGACACAGCCCGCACUGUUACGUUCUCAAUAGCAUGGGCGUGCCCGGAAGCAAGAUUUUCUAGUGGAAAGACUUACCACAGGCGGUACACAAGAUUCUAUGGCAUUCGUGGGGAUGCAGCAGCAACCAUUGCACGCGAUGCUAUCCUUGAGCAUGCCCAAUGGGAGUCCCAGAUUGAAGCUUGGCAGAAACCAAUAAUUGAAGACAAAAGGUUUCCUGAAUGGUACCCUAUCACUCUUUUCAAUGAGCUCUAUUAUCUUAAUGCAGGAGGAACAAUCUGGACAGAUGGAUUACCUCCAAUGCAGAGCCUUACAACUAUUAGAGAGAGAAAAUUUACUCUUCAUAACUCUGGACCAAAGAUUGACAAAACAAUUAAGACUGCCCUUCAAAACGACACUGCUGCUGAAAUUCUUGAGAGGAUGGCAUCGAUACUUGAACACACACACUCUCCAAUAACAUCAAACUCUGCUUUCGGAGCCUUUUUGGUUAAAGACGGAGAAGAGAAUAUCGGUCAGUUCCUUUACCUCGAAGGGAUUGAGUAUCACAUGUGGAACACUUAUGAUGUCCAUUUCUAUUCAUCUUUCGCGUUACUCAUGCUAUUCCCAAAACUUGAACUGAGUAUCCAAAGAGAUUUUGCAUUAGGAGUAUUGAUGCAUGAUCCAACUAAAAUGAAAAUUUUGAGCGACGGAAAGUGGGUCCCGCGGAAGGUUCUUGGCGCUGUUCCCCAUGAUAUCGGUCUAAAUGAUCCUUGGUUUGCAGUAAACGCGUACAACUUCUUUAAUACAGACAAAUGGAAGGACUUGAAUUCUAAGUUUGUCCUUCAAGUUUAUAGAGAUAUUGUUAUCACUGGUGACAAAAAUUUUGCACUAGCUGUUUGGCCCUCGGUGUAUAUUGCAAUGGCUUAUAUGGAUCAGUUUGAUAAGGAUGGUGAUGGGAUGAUUGAAAAUGAAGGAUUCCCCGAUCAAACAUAUGAUGCAUGGACUGUUACCGGUGUGAGUGCGUAUUGUGGUGGGCUCUGGGUUGCGGCUCUCCAAGCUGCUUCAGCGAUCGCACGUGAAGUUGGUGAUAAUUUAUCUGCUGACUACUUUUGGGCUAAGUUUCUGAAGGCAAAGGUUGUCUACAAUGACUUGUGGAAUGGUUCGUACUUCAAUUAUGACAAUAGUAGCAGUAAUUCAAGUUCGUCUAUUCAGGCUGAUCAAUUGGCCGGGCAUUGGUAUGCAAGAGCCAGUGGUCUUUUACCAAUUGCUGAUGAAGACAAAGCAAGGAGUGCACUUGAGAAAAUUUACAGGUUCAACGUGUUAAAGGUAAAGGGAGGGACACGUGGGGCGGUCAAUGGGAUGUUGCCAGAUGGAAGUGUUGACAUGUCAGCUAUGCAAUCGAGAGAGAUUUGGACUGGAGUUACUUAUUCUGUUGCUGCUGCUAUGAUUCAUGAGGACAUGACUGAAAUGGCUUUUCAGACUGCAUCUGGUGUCUAUGAAAUGGCUUGGUCCCAGAAAGGUCUUGGUUCACUUUGGAUGUAUAAUAUAUUACUGACUGGUAAUAUUGUACACUACAGUUUUGCUUUUCAAACUCCAGAAGGCUGGAAUACCGAAGAGGAAUACAGAGCUCUGGGUUAUAUGCGUCCGUUGGCUAUCUGGGCAAUGCAAUGGGCCUUGUCGAAGCCGAAACUCUCCAACCAACACCAGCUGGAGAUCAUGAAACUUGACAAGAUGAGCAAUAGCAACCAGCAUCACGAGCAUCCUGGAUUUGCAAGAGUUGCGCGUCUUCUAAAAUUGCCCGAAGAAGAUGAAGCCUCUAAAAGUAAAAGCAUUUUACAAUCAGUGUAUGAUUACACUUGUGGGAGAUUUUUGUCAACGUGACUUUGACUUCUAUACAUAUAAUAAGUUUCAGUUUAGUUGAACUCCUUCCUUGCUUUCAUAAGAUAAAUAAAACUUCUCAGUUGUAUUUCACAAAAUUCAUGUUUAAUGUAUUUGUCAGUUCCAUUUU